Mesorhabditis spiculigera is the source of this 1326-nucleotide messenger RNA. NCBI's taxonomy places the organism in Eukaryota, Metazoa, Nematoda, Chromadorea, Rhabditida, Rhabditidae. The record is from the annotation of a GenBank genome assembly.
AUGCGGAAGAUGCUGAAGAAGAGGGCCGAAUUCUAUCAGAAGGCCGAGAAGGAGGGAGAUGAGAUGGAUAUUGAUGGGAGGAGGGCGUUGGCAAUGCCGGAACUUGAUGCUCUCGACGAGAAAUGGGAGAAGGAGGAGAUGCUCGAAAUGGCCAGGGACAAAAUGAAGAAUAUGACCGAGGAGCAGAAGGCCAUGGUCGGCCCCAUGCAUCUCGUUCGGCAAGCCGUCAAGCUGGGCAUGACGAUGGCUGGGAAGAACGUGUCGGACUUUGAGAAGAAGAACGUGAACCUCAUCUCGCCGCGGAUCUUCUCGCUGGUGCCGGAGAAUGAGGAGAGGACCAAGGACGAGAUCAACCUCCUCUCCCCGUCCGUGUUCUCCCUCCAUCAAGACGGUGAUGACCUCGAGAAGUCCCUAUCGAUGGGAAAAGCCCUUCGAACCGUUGGACUUGACCCUGACACGCAGCAGUUGAUGGACAUGAUCGUCGAGGCGGCUGGGGUCAGCGAUGCCGUUGAUUCGAUUAAGAACUCGAAAUUCGCCGAGCUCGAGCGCAAGGAGGAAAUUCGAGGGCCAAACGGGGAGCCGCUGUUCUGGACAAGGGAGAACGCCUCGCUGGCGCUUGGGAAGGAGGAGCUCAAAAAAAUCGACGUCAUGGAGCACUUACACAAGAUGUAUACGCCUAGUCAGAUGGAAGAAAUGCGCGCGACCGGCUACACGACGAUGACCCCACGGCAGCUCGAUUUCGUCUACGGCCCCCGUUCGCCCUACAACAACUCCGAGACGCUCGACAAGUUUAGAGGAAUGAAGCUCGGCCGCGCUGAAGUAGAUGAACACAUCCAGAACACAAUUCGGGACGUCGCGCUGCGGAAGAUCGAGUUCAAGGCGGAUCCGACGGAGGUGCACAAGGAGUUGGACGCGUUUAAAGGGUCCAGGAAAAAGGACAUCGUCUUGUCGCCCAUCUCGUUCCUGUUGGCGUUGAACAAUCCGGCGCUCGUCUCGCAGCCUGUUAUUUUAUCCCCGGUCAUCUUCUCGGCCCUGGUCUGCUCUCCAGCCGUCUUCGGUGCCAUCAUCCUAUCCCCAUGGCUUUUCGUGGCUGCCAUUCUGUCACCCCGUGUUCUCUCGCCGGUCAUCCUCAACCCGUUCGGCUUCGUGCCCAUCAUCCUGACACCAUUGGCCCUCGAUCCGAUCAUCCUCUCGCCCGGCAUCUUCAACCCGUUCGUGCUCUCGCCGCUCGUGCUCUGCCCGUUCAUCUUGUCACCACAGGCAUUCACCCCGCUGAUCCUCUCCCCACUCGCCCUGAACCCGUUCAUCUUGACGCCGAAUCUGAUC